Molecule: messenger RNA, 240 nt
Organism: Nematocida parisii ERTm1
Lineage: Eukaryota; Fungi; Microsporidia
Exons: 1
Coding region: 1-240 (79 amino acids)
Source: RefSeq, a predicted model, not a curated record
AUGCUUUCUAUAAAAGAGAUGAAUAUAUGGGGAGAACCAUUGAAUGGACUUAAUGCAGAAUUAACUAGAAAUAUACUUUCUCAUAUAAAGAAAUUUAGUAAUACAAAUGUAGUUGCAUUAAACCAUGUACCAAAAGUAGUACUGGAUGUAUUUGACUAUGUUAUUAUUAUGUAUAACUCUGCUAUUAUAUAUUCUGGACCUUGUCUGAAGCAGAUGAGUAUUUCGUGGAGAUGGGCGUAG